This is a messenger RNA of Triplophysa dalaica, 4391 nucleotides long. It is a transcript of the gene abr, whose product is annotated as ABR activator of RhoGEF and GTPase. Gene Ontology annotation, cellular component: membrane. The transcript has 23 exons. The record is from RefSeq and is a predicted model, not a curated record. Lineage: Eukaryota; Metazoa; Chordata; Actinopteri; Cypriniformes; Nemacheilidae. Gene Ontology annotation, biological process: intracellular signal transduction; protein phosphorylation; positive regulation of GTPase activity. Bases 139 to 3318 code for a protein of 1059 amino acids. Gene Ontology annotation, molecular function: protein serine/threonine kinase activity; guanyl-nucleotide exchange factor activity; GTPase activator activity.
AUGGACUCAAGACGGCGCGUGAAAUAGAAAAUGAUCGCGGACAACUGAGAGACGGCGAGACCGAGCUGCUGUGGAGGAUCCGAGACGCCUUGAAGGACUUUUCGCUCUCUGUCGGACUACAUUGACGCGUCUCGCGGGAUGUGGGACCAGGAGGAGUUCGAGAAGCACUGGAAAAAGGAGUUUCCCGUCGGCGAGGUGCCCCUCAUGAACCUGAGCUCGGCGGAGGACAUAGAGGAAAAGCUGGAGAAAUGCAAAGCCAACGUGAAGAGGUUACAGCAGUCGCUUUCUGAGGAGAAGUUCAAGGUGAUCUACCUGCAGACCACCAUGGAGCAGAAGAAGAAAAGUUAUGACGUGAGAUGGUCCAACAGGACAGAGCUCGAGACUAACGUAGCUGCCCCGGACGUCUGUAGGGGCAGCAAGACAGGCAAGCCCAUUCUCGCUCCCCCUCCUAAAAAGCCCGAUGUCCACGAGGAUAACUCGUCGCCCCGCGCUGUCUCUCAGCUGGACGGUAACGUUAAACUCGGUGGCGAGCGACGGGAUAGCGACAGCGACCACGACUACGAAGACGAAGAGCUGAACGAGAACUUCGUGCAAAGAAACAUCGUCAAUCCCAAAAGCAACGUGCGGGAAGGUGUCCGGGGGAACCUUCUGGUCCGGUUGAGCCGAGAGCUGGACUCGGAUGACGGGAGACUGUCUCCCUCAGUGGCGCACCGCGGGUUUCACGGAUCCGGACGCAGCACACCUGACAGACGAAGCGAUGGAUACAUGAGCUCCGAACACGAGGACUCUUCAUCUGCUGACUUCAACUACAACACCGACGGUUAUGAGGGGGAGGCGGCAGAGGACCGCAAGUCACACGACGGUUCGGAGACGAUGCCCUUCAUAGACGAGUCCCCAACCAUGUCCCCUCACCUGUGCGCAAGGGGUCAGGACGGAGAAGCCGUCUCACCCACGCCACAUGAAGGACUACUGUCUGGGGGAAACAUGGAGAAAGGUCUGGAGAUGAAGAAACUGGUGCUGUCUGGUUUCCUGGCCAGUGAAGAGAUCUACAUUAACCAGCUGGAGGCUCUUCUGCUGCCCAUGAAGCCACUGAAGGCCACGGCCACCACAUCAAAGCCUGUGCUGACCGUUGAGCAGAUUGACACUAUUUUCUUUAUGAUCCAAGACAUCUUUGAGAUUCAUAAGGAGUUUUAUGACGCCAUGUCUCCCAACAUUCAGCAGUGGGAUGAGAAAGUCAUCGUAGGACACCUCUUCCAAAAACUGGCCAGUCAGCUCGGUGUGUACAAAGCCUUUGUGGACAACUACAAAUUGGCAGUGGAGACGGUGGAGAAAUGCAGUCAGGCGAACGGCCAGUUUCAGAAGAUCUCUGAGAAUCUGAAAGUUAAAGGACCUAAAGAAUCCAAGGACUGCACCACAAAUAACACCAUGGAGGCUCUCCUCUACAAGCCUAUUGAUCGUGUCACCCGAAGCACUCUGGUCCUCCAUGACUUGUUGAAACACACCCCAAAGGAUCAUCCAGACUUUCCUCUGCUGCAGGACGCUCUGAGAAUAUCCCAGAACUUUCUGUCCAACAUCAAUGAAGAGAUCGAUCCGCGCCGGACGGCUGUCACCACACCUAAAGGAGAGGUUCGGCAGCUGGUCAAGGACGGUUUCCUGGUGGAGGUGUCUGAGGGCACACGUAAACUCCGUCACGUCUUCCUCUUCACAGACCUUCUGCUCUGUGCCAAGAUGAAGAAGACCGCCGUGGGAAAACAUCAGCAGUACGAGUGUAAAUGGUACAUCCCUCUGGCUGAUCUGAGCUUCCAGACUCUGGACGACUCGGACUCUAUUCCUCACGUCCAGACGCUGCCCGAGUACGAGAUAGAAGAGAUGAAGAUCAAGAUCUCUGCCAUCAAGAGUGAUAUCCAGAAAGAGAAAAAAUCACAAAAGGGUCAGAGUCGCAACCUGGACCGCCUCAGGAAAAAGAUGAACGAGCAGGAGUCGUAUCUGCUGUUACACUCGCCCACAAUCCCGUUCCGCAUUCACAACAGACACAACAAGAGUUUCCUGUUCUUGCUGUCGUCAGAUUACGAGAGGUCAGAAUGGCGCGAGAGCAUCCAGAAACUGCAGAAGAAAGAUCUGCAGACGUGUGUGUUGAGCUCUGUUGAACUGCAGGUGUUAACCGGCUCCUGCUUCAAACUCAGAACCGUCCACAACAUCCCCGUCACCAGCAACAAAGAUGAUGAGGAAUCUCCAGGGCUGAACGGCUUCCUCCACGUCAUCGUUCACAAAGCCACGGGCUUAAAGGAAUCAGCCAGUCUUUACUGUACACUUGAGGUGGAUUCUUUUGGAUACUUUGUCAGUAAGGCCAAAACCCGUGUGUUCAGAGACACAGCAGAACCACAGUGGAAUGAGGAGUUUGAGAUAGAGCUGGAGGGUUCCCAGUGUCUGCGGAUCCUGUGUUACGAGAAGUGUUACGACAAAACCAAACUCAACAAGGACGACAACGAAAUUGUGGACAAGAUCAUGGGAAAGGGUCAAGUACAGCUGGACCCACAGACCGUUCAGUCCAAAAACUGGCACAUGGAUGUCAUAGAAAUGAACGGGAUCAAAGUCGAGUUUUCCAUGAAGUUUACAAGUCGAGACUUGAGCUUAAAACGGACGCCGUCAAAAAAACAGAGCGGCGUGUUUGGAGUCAAAAUCAGCGUUGUGACAAAGCGCGAGCGCUCCAAGGUGCCUUACAUCGUGCGUCAGUGCAUUGAGGAGGUGGAGAAGAGAGGGAUUGAUGAAGUGGGCAUUUACAGAAUCUCAGGAGUGGCCACAGACAUCCAGGCUCUCAAAGCCGCUUUUGACAUCAAUACCAAAGAUAUCCUGAUGAUGUUGAGUGAUAUGGACAUUAAUGCCAUAGCAGGGACGCUCAAGUUGUAUUUCAGGGAGCUGCCGGAACCUCUUCUCACAGAUCGGCUGUACCCGGCCUUCAUGGAGGGCAUUGCCCUGUCAGAUCCUGCAGCCAAGGAAAACUGCAUGAUGCAUCUGCUGCGCUCACUACCGGACCCAAAUCUCAUCACGUUCCUCACCCUGCUCGAACACCUGAAGAGGGUGGCAGAGAAAGAGCCGGUGAAUAAGAUGUCUUUGCAUAAUUUGGCCACGGUGUUCGGCCCCACCCUGCUGAGACCCUCAGAGUCCGAGAUCAAUAAACCUCACAUCACGCUCGCCUCCGACAUCUGGAGCCAUGACGUCAUGGCACAGGUUCAGGUAUUGCUGUACUACCUGCAGCAUCCACCCAUAUCCUUCGCUGAGCUGAAGAAGAAUACACUCUAUUUCUCAACUGACGUCUAACUCCACUGACCCCCGUCCUCCCAAACAUCGUCAGUUUUUUUUGUACAAAGUCAACGGUUCAGCAGGGAGCAGAGAAGAGACUGUGUCCAUCCCCCUGCAUUUGUCAUGUUCGGUCAAAGGUCUGCGUAAAGGGAGUCCACGCCUCCGACCCGGUGAAGAACUGAGAACGUCUCGAGGGAGACUGGGAUGCAGCAUCACCUUUUCCAAAUUUUGCACUUAUCACACUGAUGUCCUGAUACACACAAACACACAACACGGGGUUGUUGCUUCGAGAUGCAUGCUGGGAUGUCUGCGUCCGGCAUGACGGCUCCUCUAAACCUCAGUUCAGUGAUCCCGGAGCCGGAAGCAACCUGUUCUUAAACUCUUGUUUUUUAUUCCAAGAGCCAUUCCAGCAGCAUUUACAUGUUUUAUCGAUAUUAUUUGUUUGAUAGUUUUUCAUAUGCUUUUGUGCAUGUGAUGUGUGUGUGUGUGUCUGUGUACGUAAAGAGAGAGAGAAAGUGAGUGGACAUAUUUCUGCACGAAACAUUGAGAUGGCGGACCUUCCUUGUCCAAGUUAAUCCAGGUCAAAAAUUGUCCUAUUUAUUAUGAACGUGUCCUGUAAAUCGUGCCUGUACAGUUCAGUACACCUACAGCAGGUGAAAUUUCAUGGUUAUUUUAAACUUUGGACUAGAAACUCUUAACAGUUAAAGCCAGAAGUCGUGGCACAGUGUGAAAUAUAGUGAAAGACCUUGGAAAAAGGAAAACUUGAUGUUCGGCUUGUCAGAUAAACAGUGGGCAGGUGAACUGAUUUCAUCUUUAUAUUUGGAUUUUAUUUAAUUGUUUUCAUUGUUAUUUGGAUUCCACUGCUGAGAACUGCUGAUAGAAAGGAGGGAACAACAACUUUUCCGCUUUAAAGCCAGUUAACUACAUCACAAGCACUGUUACAGUAGAUCACAGACUAUUUGAUAUUUUAAUAUAAGAAGUGAAAAACUGUUGUAUUUUACUUCUGUCAGAAAGAUAUGCUGUAUUAAUAACAAGUUGAUGUGACCUUUUUUCCCCUUUUUAGUAAAAUAAAUAAAAGUGUUCCAUUAGCA